UAGUCGCUACAUGGACGCCGACAUGAAAGUUCUUCCCAAAUCAAGAGUUACUGACCCUGGUUUUACUUCCCCCAAAUUUCUACACUCCAUUGCAGACUCAAUCAAGCUUUUGCCCAUCAAAUGGAACUCCUCGUAUAAUGUUCUUAUUCUCCAAACUGUUCAAAAUUCCUUCUUUGUCGUUCUUAUCAAACGUUCAUCGCCAUCCUCGUUCCUUCUCUUCCUUUUCCCCGCUUGCUCUAACCCUAAUAAACCAUGUCUCAAAAGCUUUUCACCAUAGAAACCCUUCCUUAUUGAAUCCUGAAUUGGCCUCAAAGUUACCUCCAGCUCACGUAAAGCACGUCCUAAUCACCCUCGAGUCCCGCCCUCAUUCGUUCAUCGACUUCUUCCGAUGGGCCCAGAAGUCUCUUCCUUCUCUCCUCCCUGCACAGUCCUUCUGUGCGCUCAUUCAUGUUUUGAUUCGCCACCGGAUGUUUGCUGUCGCCGCGGAGGUAUUCGACGAAAUGAUUCUUCGCUUCGGUAAGAAUUUCGACGUUUUUGGGGCCAUUCAUGAUGGUUUAUGGGAUUUUCACUCCAACCAUAGUGUUGUUCUUGGGUUCUUGAUGGAAAGUUUCUGUAGAAAUAGAAUGCUUGAUCGGUCUGCUGAGCUGCUUGUGUAUAGUAGUGAAUUGGGUUUGCUUCUGCCGUCCAAUUUAGUAUACAAAAUUCUGACUUCUUUGGUUGAUACAAAUCGUGUUGAUUUAAUUAUUGGUAAUUAUACUGGAUUAUGUAGAGCACUGAAAGGUCAAUGUUUAAGUGUAUAUAGAUUUGUGAUGGAAGGGUUUUUGAAGAGAGGUGCAGUUGAAAAUGGAAUCAGUUUUCAUGGGGCCCUGAUUGAGAGAGGUUUUGGUUUAGAAAUUACUGAUUGCAAUAAGAUUCUGAAGGGUCUUUGUGUCAGCAAUCAAAUAGGGAUUUCUGCUAACGUGUUUGAUAUGCUUCUAACUGUUGGGCCGGAGCCAAAUGCGGUGACAUUUGGUACGUUAGUUAAUGCAUAUUGCAAAGAGAAAAAACUGGAUAAAGCAUUGCAACUUUUUACACUUAUGAUAGAGAGGGGAAGGGAACCAGAUUUAAUAAUCUAUAGCACACUGAUUGAUGCCUAUUUCAAAGCAGGGAGUUUGAAGGAGGGAAAUAAAUUCCUCUCACUGGCGUUGGUCAAGGGUAUCAAGUUGGAUGUGGUUGCAAUUAGCUCGAUUAUGGAUGCAUGCAUAAGAAUUGGGGAUUUAGGUAUGGCAUUUAAGGUCUACAAGAAGAUGGUGAAGGAGGGAAUAUCACCUAAUAUGAUCAGUUACAGCAUUCUUAUCAACGGGUUGUGCCAAAAUGAUAGAGCUGUUGAGGCUUCUGGGGUGUUUUGUGAAAUUUUGAAAUGUGGUUUGGAGCCCUCACUUUUAACUUAUGGCAGCCUCAUUGAUGGAUUCUGCAAAGCAAAAAAUCUGAGGGAUGGACUUCGUCUGUAUGAAGAUAUGGUAAAUAGGGGACAUGAACCUGAUGUUGUUAUUUAUACUGUGUUAAUAAAUGGGAUUUGCAAACAAGGACUGAUUGGAGAUGCUCUCAGGUUCUUCUUUAAGGCUUUGAGUAGGGAUCUACAACCUAAUAUCUUUGUUUUUAAUUCCUUGAUUGAUGGUUUGUAUAGAUUGAAAUAUUUAGGUAGAGCUUUAAAAGUUUACAAUAUGAUGGAGAUGUUCAAUAUAAAACCUGAUCUGGUAACCCUUACUGUGCUUAUUAAGGUGAGUGUCAUGCAAAGGAGAUUGGAUUUUGCAUUAUUGGUUUUCUUCCAAAUUCUGAAGAGGGAUUUCACCCCUGAUGUAGUUACAUAUUGCACUCUCAUUGAUGGAUUCUGCAAGCAGAAUAAUCCAGUUGGUGGGUUAAAGAUUUUUGAGCUUAUGCUAAUGAAUAAUAUAGUUCCUGAUAUUGCAAUAUAUAACGUUCUAUUGAAUAUGCUUUUCAAGGAAGGUCAUUCAGUACAUGCAAUAAAACUCUUUGAUCGGCUUAUUGAGAUAGGACCAGAGCCAGAUAUUGUAACAUACAACACAAUGAUAUGUGGUUACUGCUUCUUGAAAAGGUUUGAUGAGGCAAUUUCAGUUUUUGAGAAGCUGAUAUCUGGUCAUUUGGGACCCAAUGCAAUUACUUAUACCAUGUUGAUUGAUGCUCUCUGUAAGGAAGGUAGAAUGGAUGACGCGGUGUCAUUGUUCUCCCAAAUGUUGGAAAAGGGCCUUACACCUAAUAUUGUCACAUAUACUUGUCUAACUGAUGGAUAUUUCAAAUGUCAACAUAUGAAAAAUGCAUUUGAGCUUUACAAGGAGAUGCUUGAGAAUAAUCUCUCUCCAAAUAUAGUUGGUUACAGUGUCCUUAUUGAUGGUCUCUGCAAACAGGGGCUACUGGGGAAAGCAUCACUUAUCUUUCAUCAUGCGUUAGACACGGAUUUAUUGCCCGAUGUAGUUGCAUAUACAAUUUUGAUUCGUGGUUAUUGUAAAGUUGGGAGAUUAACUGAAGCUAUGUUGUUUUAUGAGCGAAUGUUAAUCAAUGGCAUUAGACCAGAUAGCUUUCUUCAGAGGACUCUUGUGGAGUAUAAUCUUCAUAAUAUUGCAGUAAGGGAGUUGUAUGCAUAAAGAAACAAGUUCCUCAUCAUACAUGGUAGGAAAUACCCCUUCUAAACUUCCAACUGGGUGUUGCUAAAUGUACAGUACACAUAAUGAUUCAUACUUCCACUUGCUAGCAAAUCUUAGUCGAAAUCUUUACUGUAAAAAGUUUAUAAUAGCCUUUGAAAGGUUGCCACUUUUUCUUUCA
This is a messenger RNA of Carica papaya (papaya), 2820 nucleotides long. RefSeq names its product Tetratricopeptide repeat (TPR)-like superfamily protein. Gene Ontology annotation, molecular function: mRNA binding; protein binding. The record is from RefSeq and is a predicted model, not a curated record. NCBI's taxonomy places the organism in Eukaryota, Viridiplantae, Streptophyta, Magnoliopsida, Brassicales, Caricaceae.